Messenger RNA from Ilex paraguariensis (yerba mate), 1392 nucleotides. The record is from the annotation of a GenBank genome assembly. NCBI's taxonomy places the organism in Eukaryota, Viridiplantae, Streptophyta, Magnoliopsida, Aquifoliales, Aquifoliaceae.
AUGGAGUUGGGUAGCAUUGUCCAAUUCUUAGAGAACAAGACCAUUUUUGUGACUGGCUCCACUGGCUUUCUGGGAAAGGUUUUUGUAGAGAAGAUAGUAAGGGUUCAACCAAAUGUGAAAAAGCUUUAUUUCCUUCUAAGAGCUGCCGAUACCAAGUCAGCCUUGAAACGGUUCAAUAGUGAGGUUGUAGCAAAGGACCUCUUCAGGGUUUUAAAAGAGAGAUGGGGCGGAAAUCUAUAUACACUUCUUUCCCAAAAAGCCACUCUGGUCCCUGGUGACAUAACUUGCAACAAUCUGGGAGUGAAGGACUCUGAUUUGUUGGAAGAGAUGUGGAGAGAAGUAGAUGUUGUGGUUAACCUAGCUGCAACCACCAACUUUGAUGAAAGGUCUUAUGUGUCUGGUGAAAAGGCGGGGUUAAUAUUGGAGAACCCAUACAACAUGGGUGAGACACUCAACGGGACACCUGGAUUAGAUAUCAAUGUAGAGAAGAAAAUGAUGGAGGAAAGAUUGAAUGAGCUCCGAGUUGAGAAAUCUUCCGAGCAAGAAAUUACUUCAGCCAUGAAAGAUAUUGGAAUCAAGAGGGCAAGGAAGUAUGGAUGGCCAAACACCUAUGUGUUUACGAAGGCAAUGGGAGAGAUGCUCCUGGGGAACUACAAAGGAAACAUACCGUUUGUUAUCAUUCGUCCAACCAUCAUAACUAGCACCUACAAAGAGCCGUUUCCUGGUUGGGUUGAAGGGAUCAGAACCAUAGAUAGCUUGGGUGUUGGAUAUGGUAAAGGAAAAAUCACCUGCUUCCUUGGUGAUCCUAAUACGGUGAUUGAUGUGAUUCCGGUGGACAUGGUUGUCAAUGCUAUGAUAGUUGCCAUGGCAGCCCAUGCAACAAAUCAACCUGCUAUGAACAUUUACCAAGUUGGUUCUUCAGUAGCAAACCCUUUGGUAUUUACUUAUCUUCAAGACUAUGGUUUUCGUUACUUCACCAAGAAUCCAUGGAUUAAUAAAAAGGGAAAGCCAGUCAUAGUCGGGAAGGUGAAAGUGUUGAGCACGAUGGAUAGCUUUCAUCGAUACAUGACAAUUCGUUACUUGCUUCCAUUGAAGGUAUUACAAAUAAUUAAUACAGCCCUUUGCCAAUAUUUUCAGGACAUGUACCUUGAUCUUCGUCGAAAGAUCAACUUUGUAUAUCGGCUGAUAGAACUUUAUGAACCCUAUUUAUUCUUUAAGGGAGUAUUUGAUGACAUGAACACGGAAAGAUUACGAAGGGCAACAACAAAGGGUGAUGUUGAGACAGACGUGUUCUAUUUUGAUCCCAGGUGCAUUAACUGGGAAGACUACUUCAUGAAUACUCACAUUCAUGGAGUAGUGAAAUACGUAUUCAAUGAUGACAAGAAGGGCUGA